AUGGGUCGUCGGAUCCGAGUCCAGCGUAAAGGAGCUGGAGGUAUCUUCAAGUCGCAUAACAAGCAUCGUAAGGGAGCUGCUCAGCUGCGACCUCUUGACUAUGCUGAGCGUCACGGCUAUAUCCGUGGUGUCGUCAAGGACAUCAUCCACGAUCCUGGACGUGGUGCCCCUCUGGCCAUCAUUGCUUUCCGCGAUCCAUGCAAGUAUAAGACCGUAAAGAGCACCGUUGUUGCUGCUGAAGGAAUGUACACCGGACAGUUCGUGUAUUGCGGCUCGAAAGCUAGCGUUCAAGUUGGAAAUAUCGUACCUGUUGGAAGCCUCCCAGAAGGAACCACCAUCUGCAAUGUUGAAGGAAAGUGUGGUGACAGAGGAAAGCUGGCAAAAUGCUCUGGUAACUACGCAACCGUGAUUGCCCACAAUCCCGAGACCAAGAAGACCCGUAUUCGUCUCCCUUCUGGAGCGAAGAAAGUCAUCCAGUCAGCCAACCGUGCCAUGAUUGGAUUGGUUGCUGGUGGUGGUCGUACUGAUAAGCCUAUGCUCAAGGCUGAACGUGCCUACCAUAAUAAGGCCAAGAGAAACAGUUGGCCACGAGUAAGAGGUGUUGCCAUGAACCCCGUUGAGCUUCCCCACGGAGGAGGUAACCAUCAACAUAUUGGUCAUCCCUCAACGGUCCGAAGAGACGCAAGUGCAGGAAAGAAGGUCGGUCUCAUCGCUGCCCGUCGUACUGGAAGAAUUCGUGGAGGAAAGCCAGUCAAGAUCACCAAGGAAGAGGCUGUUUAA
Messenger RNA from Ostertagia ostertagi, 780 nucleotides. Lineage: Eukaryota; Metazoa; Nematoda; Chromadorea; Rhabditida; Trichostrongylidae. The record is from the annotation of a GenBank genome assembly.